Gryllus bimaculatus (two-spotted cricket) is the source of this 813-nucleotide messenger RNA. NCBI's taxonomy places the organism in Eukaryota, Metazoa, Arthropoda, Insecta, Orthoptera, Gryllidae. The record is from the annotation of a GenBank genome assembly.
AUGUUCUGUUCGCUUGUUAGGCCACGAAGUGUUCAUGAUCAAGCUUGCUCGAGGGUACAACGAAAACCUCUUCAAGGAGGACCUGAAGGUGCUGUACCAGAAGUUGGGCGUGGAGAACCUGAGCACCGUCUUCCUGUUCACGGCGGCGCAGGUGGUGGAGGAAGGGAGAACGUGUGGGCCUUCUUCUGCGAGCGCUGCAGCGACAACCUGCACGUGGUGCUCUCCAUGAGCCCCUCGGGCGACAUCCUGCGCAGCCGCUGCCGCAGCUUCCCGGGACUCGUCAACAACACCACCAUCGACUGGAUCUUCCCCUGGCCCGAGCAGGCGCUCAUCGCCGUGGCCAGCGUCUACCUGGCAGAGAACGCGCAGAUCCCCAUGCUGUUCCGGCUGAGCAUCGUGAAGCACGUGGUGGCCGUGCACCGGUCCGUCAUGUCGUACACGGAGCAGUUCCUGCUGGUGCUGCGCCGCAAGAACUACGUCACGCCCAAGCACUACCUCGACUUCAUCAACACCUACCUGCGCCUGCUCAAGGAGAAGAUCUGCCGGCGCUUGACGGGCGGGAUGGCGAAGAUCGCGGAGGCGCAGGUGCAGAUCAACCUCCUGAACGCCAAGCUGGAGAAGCAGAAGGUGCGCGUGGCCAAGAAGACGCAGAGCCGCGAGGUGGCGGAGAAGAAGGAGGUGAUCAGCGUGGAGAAGGAGGAGGCCGAGGUGAUCCUGGCGGCGGCGCUGCCGGCGCUGGAGGCGGCGCGCAAGGCGCUGGAGGACCUCGACAAGAACGACAUCGUCGAGAUCAGGUCACCUGCCCAUCACUAG